AUGAGGCUUGCACCUGAGUCUAUUCAACAACUUGAAGGAUUUGUAACACUGUUUAUCCCGCACGCCUUCUGUUGGAAGCAUCUUUGCAACACUGGAGAAGAACUACCAUCAAGAUCAAGUUCUGAAGAAUUGGCUGAAGCCAUGAAAAGCCACGACCUAGUUAUAUAUAUCGGCCAUGGAAGUGCGGUGAAGUACGUUCCCAUGCAUCAGAUUCAGAGUCUGGAAAACUGCGCUGCUACUCUUUUGAUGGGAUGUAGUAGUGGUUGUCUGACACUGAAUGGUUGUUAUAUUCCACACGGUCCUGCACUAUCUUAUCUGCUAGCCGGUUCUCCUGUCACCAUUUAUGGGAAGUGA
Molecule: messenger RNA, 354 nt
Organism: Pyrus x bretschneideri (Chinese white pear)
Lineage: Eukaryota; Viridiplantae; Streptophyta; Magnoliopsida; Rosales; Rosaceae
Product: separase-like
Exons: 4
Coding region: 1-354 (117 amino acids)
Biological process (GO): meiotic chromosome separation; proteolysis
Cellular component (GO): centrosome; nucleus; cytoplasm
Molecular function (GO): cysteine-type endopeptidase activity
Source: RefSeq, a predicted model, not a curated record